AACAUAUUCGUUGUUUCUGAGAACCAUCUCGGUAUUUCCAAAGAGUUGCGUUUGAGUAUCCCAGAGUGGUAGUAUGCAUGUUUUUAUUCAGACGCAGCGUCUUUUUGAGAAUGAAUAUUCAUGGCCUCCCAAGAAAUUUAUGCUCUGCUCCCUCAACUUUGUUACCUGUUCAACUCCCAACUCGAAUGGAGAGUCAUUUGUGGUAUGUUGUACCUGAGGAGGUGAAGAGUGAGACCCUUUUGAAGCGGUAUUUUCAGCUUCUCUCACCUUGUGAGAAGAAAAAUGUGCUGCGAAUGCGGGGGGAUGAGCUCCAAAAGAGAGCCUUGCUGGCCCGAGCGUUGGUUCGGACUACCAUUGCUAGAUAUACGAAUGAUAGAGUUGAUCCGAGAUCAUUGAACUUUAAAAAGAACGGUUAUGGAAAGCCUGAGGUAGAUUGGAAAAUUGAAGAUGAUUGGCAGCCACCAGCAUUGCAUUUCAACAUCUCACACACUUCUUCCUUGAUAGCUUGUGGAGUAGCCUUUGAUUCACCUAUUGGUAUCGAUGUGGAAGAGAAACAGCGAAAAUUGAAGCACCAUAUUCUAGCUUUUGCCAGACGGUACUUCUCUUCUCAUGAAGUGGAUCAUUUAACUUCUAUUUCAGACUUUGAACUUCAGCGGCAUCAGUUCAUUAAAUUAUGGACUCUCAAGGAGGCAUAUGUGAAAGCAUUGGGGAGGGGCUUCUCUGCUUCACCUUUUAAGACCUUUACCAUUAAAUUGAAAGCUGCAGCUAAGAGAGGCAUUCCUGAAUCUAGGGAUUCUAAGAUAUCUGAAAUAAGUGUCGAGUCUCUUGGCUCUGAAGACCUUACAAACAACUGGCAAUUUUUGCUUCUAGAGUUGGCUGGCUCCCAUUAUGGUGCCAUUUGCAUGGAGAAACAUAAUACUCUUGGAGAAGGAAAUGUUCCCAUAAAAUUGACGGCGCGAAGAACGAUUCCACUUGUUGAAGAUGAAUUUGUAGGAACUGAUGCUGUUGUACCAAUUGGUGGAUUGACUUGUUGA
Messenger RNA from Fragaria vesca subsp. vesca, 1034 nucleotides. Its product is annotated as 4'-phosphopantetheinyl transferase sfp-like. Gene Ontology annotation, cellular component: cytosol. Gene Ontology annotation, molecular function: holo-[acyl-carrier-protein] synthase activity; magnesium ion binding. The coding region runs from base 78 to 1034 and encodes 318 amino acids. The record is from RefSeq and is a predicted model, not a curated record. The transcript has 9 exons. Lineage: Eukaryota; Viridiplantae; Streptophyta; Magnoliopsida; Rosales; Rosaceae.